CUACGUAGUGAGAGUUCCCUCCCUAGAGAACAGACGUGGGCGAGCUCAAGGCUUGCAGGACCGGCUUUGCUUCCCUUCCUGCUAGAAUCCCAAGGGCUGCCAAUGGGAAACACGGGAUUUGGGAGCCGUGUCAUGGGAUGAAGCUGCGUGCACAGGUCCAGGUGGAAAUUGAAGACAGGACUAAAGGCACCAUGAAAGAAACUGAAAUAAAAAGACUGCUGUCUGCCAAUGUUAUCUGUAUAUUCUCCAUUAUUGUAGCAACUGUCAUUCCUUCUCUGUUUCUGGAAAACUACUCAGUCUUGGGAACACACCUGACUUGGUUAUCCAUCUGUUCAGCAAGUGUUGGCACUGUAAAUAUAGUCUUGUAUUUCAUUCUUAAACCAAAUCCAUCUAAUAGAAGAACUUCACUUGCCCAUAAGGUGGCAAGGUUUCUAAGAUGCUGUGUAUACUUCUUCAUGUCUUGUAUCCUAUUUCAUGGAAUAAUUGUUCUUUAUGGAGCACCGCUGAUAGAGUCAGUGCUGGAGACCUUCCUAUUUGCAGUUCUUCUGUCCACAUUUACUACAUUGCACUGCUUGUGUUUGCUUGGGCCAAACAUUCACAUGUGGCUCAGGGUGUUCAGUAAAAACGGGGCAAUGUCCAUCUGGGAUAGCAGUCUACAGAUUACCGCGAUGUGCAGUGUUGUGGGGGCGUGGCUUGGAGCAUUUCCUAUUCCACUGGAUUGGGAUCGGCCGUGGCAGGUGUGGCCCAUUUCCUGUUCGCUCGGAGCGACCUUUGGCUACGUGGCCGGUCUCCUUAUUGCACCUUUGUGGAUAUACUGGAACAGGAAGCAGCUUACGUACAAAAGCAGAUAGCUGGCGCAAAGAGAGAAGGCAUUUUUUGUUGCUGUGCUGAUUCCUGGCGUCGUGACUGCACAAAGACCACAGUCAAAGCAGAAGGCAAUCGAAACACUUUUGGAGCAUCGUCAGGCCCUCCUCCUCCUCCUCCUCACAGCACGUUUUGCAUGCUGUGGCAACAUGAUGAUGCAUCUGUCGCUUGUCCUAAAUUAUGUUACCCCUGAGAGAUUGUACUUUUCCUUCCAGCCUGAAUAAAGUGUUUGUAACAGA
Lacerta agilis (Sand lizard) is the source of this 1103-nucleotide messenger RNA. It is a transcript of the gene PIGF, whose product is annotated as phosphatidylinositol glycan anchor biosynthesis class F. The record is from RefSeq and is a predicted model, not a curated record. The transcript has 6 exons. NCBI's taxonomy places the organism in Eukaryota, Metazoa, Chordata, Lepidosauria, Squamata, Lacertidae. The coding region runs from base 138 to 851 and encodes 237 amino acids. Gene Ontology annotation, biological process: GPI anchor biosynthetic process. Gene Ontology annotation, cellular component: endoplasmic reticulum membrane.